Drosophila takahashii is the source of this 8384-nucleotide messenger RNA. RefSeq names its product no circadian temperature entrainment (gene nocte). Lineage: Eukaryota; Metazoa; Arthropoda; Insecta; Diptera; Drosophilidae. Gene Ontology annotation, biological process: cell differentiation. The record is from RefSeq and is a predicted model, not a curated record.
UCUCACUCACAUCUGGCAACGGUCGCCGCAAAAUGGCAAAAAAAUAAUACAUACGAUUUAAAACUAAUGGACAAUUACGUAUUACGUGAAAAGAACGCAACGCAAGUAAUCAAAACCCAAUUGCCAAUCAGCCCAGUUGGCGCGUGUGCGUGUGUGCGUAGCUGCAGCGAAAAUCCGUGGGAAAAGUGAUUCAAACGGGUUUCAGAAUCGGAACCGAGCGGAGCACUUGGGGGCCCUCAUCUCACCCGAUACCAUUUUCCAUCUACACUUGCGAAAAGCGACAGCGCGCGAGAGAGACGGCGCGAGUGAGCGGAGAGGGAGAGCGGUGAGAGUUGCGUUGCGAGUGCCAGCGAGUGCGAGCGAGAGCGCCGACAAGCCAGCGCAACAUAGCGAAAAUCGCAACCAAAUCGAAAUUCAAGCAAAUCGAAGAUUCUGGCGAACAAAGACGACUGCCAGCCGCCCACUAGCGACAACAACAACGCUCUCUUUUUGUUUUCGUUCCGUGUUUCGGCCAGCGGCGCUGAGUAAGCGCCAGAAAGAGUGCAAAAAAAAAAAAUAAGCGAAGGCGAGAAGAAAGAAGCCCAAGGAGCAACGAACUGUGUUUGCGGUGUGUGCUCUGCGUGCGAAAGGCCCACCAGAAAAACUGAAACAAGGCGAUCCCAGCUUGUAAUCCUCGUUCUCACCCCGAGCAACAGCCACAUCCUAGCCCAUCCUCCAGCGCAGCGGGAAGAAGAGGAGCGCGGCGGCGGCGUGAAGGAAGCUAACGCUAAUGAGGAUCUAUUGGCAGCAUGAGUACACUGGGGGGAAGUAGGGGAGAGCGAAAUGCCAAGCCCAAAUUCACAGCGUUGGAUAUAAAUCGCAUGUACAAGAAUAGCCGCGGCGAGUCGAGUGAACCAUCUGCACAAAAGAAUCAAGUGCCACGUAAACAUGGAAUGCAAAUCUUGGGCAAAGUGCCGUCCGCUAGGCGACCACCAGCCAAUCUGCCAUCCCUGAAGGCCGAGACCCAUACCAGCAGCAACAACAAUCUCCUAGUCUCAGUCGAAGGAGCCACAUCUGGAGGAGCGGGCGCAGGCGGAGCAGCGGGACAAGGAGCGGCGGGAACCAACACUAGCCACAACAACACCACUGCCCACAGCGGAAGUUCGGGAGCGGGAGGCGGAGCGGGAGGAGGAGGAGCAGGAGCUGCCUCGUCAUCUGCUGGAGGCCAUCAUAGCCAGCAGCAGGCUCACAGCCAGCACAACAACAACAUUGCCGGAAAGUUCAUCAACAGCAACAGCAACAACAGCAGCAGCAGCGGCGGCAGCGGCAGCAGCAACAAUAAUAAAAACUAUAAAUUAAUCAACAACUCCGUGGGCAGCUCCUCCGGCGGAGGAGGAGCAGGUGGAUCCAGCGGCGGUUCGUCAGGAUUAGGAGGAUCAGGAGGCGGAUCAGGUUCCGCAACAGGCGGACACUCGAUCAACUCGCCCAAGACAUGGUCUGCCAUCACCACAGGACACGAACGCGGCUCAGGCGGCGGUCAGCACUUUGGCCGCCAGCAGCAGCAGCAGCAGGUUGUGCCCCACUACCAGAGUCCGCAGUUCCAGUACGAGUUUCCCACGCUGGACGGCACAGUUGGCAGCGGCGCAGGCGGCGGUGGAUCGGGAACUGGUCUGGGAAGCGGCGGUGGAGCGGGCAAGGGCCAUUAUCAGAGCCAGACCAAUCACCACCAGCAUCAGCAGCAGCAGCAGCAUCACCAGCAGCAUCAACAGCACCACCAGCAGCACCAUCGCGACUACCACCAUGGCCACGGAAGGCAGUAUGGACACCACUCGCAUCGCGACUACAGAGAUGGCAGCGACGACGUCGGCGGCGGUGGCUCCGCAGAGCUUGGCGAGCUCAGCCUUCGUCCGCAGAACGACACGGCCGCCUGGCUGCAUCAGCAGGAGAAGGCGGCCAAGGUGGCGGCGGCGGCGGCGGCAGCGGACCAGGGAAUCAACCUACAGGGCCCGGGCCACCAUCAGAUGGGCGGAGGAGGAAAUGGAGGCGGCGCCGGAGGUGGAGGUGGAGGUUCGGGCGGAGCUGUGCCCCUGCCCAUUCUCUCACUGAUGCCCUCGUUCAUGCGCAGCGGUGCUCCGUUGCCCUCCGGAGCCUCUGGAGCGACGGCUGCGAGCAUUCUGGCCGGCGGUUCCCUGGAUUCGUCGACUCUACCCAGCGCUCCCUAUCAGAAUGGCAUCCUGGGAGCUCGUUCCGCCUCGCCAGCGGUGGUGGGCAGCGGCUUUCGCACGGCCACUGUCCUUCCCAAACGACCAGCGGCCUCCUCGUCGCCACCGCAAUCCGGACUGGGCCUGGGAGGAUCGCCCACUCCGUCGCAAUCCCAGCAGCAGCAGCAGCAGCAGGCCAACGGCGGCGGAGGCGGUCGCAAGGAUAAGGACUAUGUGGUGGAGCCGGAGGUGGCCCAAAUGCAGCGUCCCAUCAUCCGCGAGGAGGAUUUAGAGCGCCUGAACGCCAUCGCCAAGGACGAUAGCUGGACCAAGCAGGACGACAUUGACUAUACGAAGAAGCUAACAUUCUCGGACGACGAGUCCACGCCGGAGGAGCACCAGCAGGGGCAGGCCAAGCAGCAGCAGGGAUCGAACGAUCAGCGCAAGCUGUCCAGCAGUUGGCAGCGCGGCAAGGAGAGCACUGAGCAGCCAGCGGAAGUUAAUCAGCAGGAGCAGCAGCAGCAGAAUCAAGAGAUUCGCCAGCAGAACGGUCAUCGUGGCAGCUCUGGCAAUGUGGGAGCGCCGGUGGCCGGCGGAAUUGCCCUGGAUGCCAGCGUUUAUGAGCGCGUGAAGCAGCGCAAGGAGGAGGAGGAGCGUCGCGAGAUGGAACGCAAGCAGGCGGCGGCCAAGAAGCUGCAGGAACUCGAGAUGAAGAUGAACAGCAAGAAGGCGGCGGCAGCUGCUUUGGCGGGCGAAGGAUCGGCAUCUGCAUCGCUGGCAUCCAAUGAAGUACCACCACCCCCUUCCUCCGCACCACUGGGCAAUGUGAGCGAAGAUGAGGGCGGCGGACUGCACCGCAGACCAAGGGGAAGCAUCUCCAGUCUAAGCAGCAACGUGGCUCCAGCGGGAGGAGCUGUAUCUUCAUCCUCAUCCGCAGGCGGCGACUACGGUCAGAAGACCUUCCUCACCCAUUUCCAAUCGAAUCUGCCGCCCCGCUUCCAGCGACAGCAGCAGCAGCAACAGCAGCAGCUGCCGCGUUUGGAGAAGAGCGCUUCGGCGAGCAGCGCCUUCGAUAGCAACUCGCGUUACCUGCAAAAGGGUGGGGUGAGCGGAGGAUCCGGCGCCAGUGGAGGAGGAGGAGCCCAGGCGAACGCAGGUCGCAGCAUUUCCGGCGGCUAUGGAACGCAAAGAGGUGCCAGCGUGGGAGGAAGUGGAGGAUAUGGACGCAACCGGCACGACAGCAGCAGUGCUCGCGAGGAGCAGCAGGAACUGGAGCAGCAGCAGCAGCAGCAGCGCUUCACCCGCGGACAGCAGGACUACCGACAGGCGCAGGCGCUGCCGCGCAGCAUAUCGGAGAAUUCGCACCGCAAGACGAGCGUCUCGUCGGCUGGAGAUGAUGUGCUGGGCGGCAGUGGCUCCUGCUCCUCGUGGGCCGAGCAAACGGAUGCCGAGCAGAAGGUGCACCACCGGCACCGCGAGGAGAGCUUCUCCUCGAGCCACAGCCACGACUCGGCGGUGCAGAUAAAGAUCCUCCAGCGGCCGACGCGCCAGCCCAGUCUCAGCGAGGAGUCCUCGAUGCCGCAGAAGCAGCUGCCCGCCUCGCCGCAGCAGCAAAAGACGGCGGCAGAGCCCCCCAUGCCCACGCAGAUUCUGCGACGCAGCGUGGAGAUUGAAAAGUCGGUUGAGGAAAGGCAAACGGAUGAUAAGUCGGGCUUAGAAUCAUCAGAGGAUAAAUCAAAGGCAGCUGGUAAGCUAGAGGAGGACAAGUCCGGUAAUAAGCGACCGAGUCCCAGGAGCGGAGCAGCCUGCGGUGGACGGGGAGGAGGUCGCAGCUACAGUGGAGGAUCGGCUGUAGGAUCGGGAAGUAGUUACCGAGGACAGCGAAGCUCCAGCGACUGGGGAAGCAAUCGUGGAAGCGGCGGCGGAGGAAGACGCUACUACGGCAGCGGUGGAGAGCAAUCAGAGCACUCUGAAGACGUCGAUGAGGAUUGCUACAGCAGUGGAGGCGGCGGAGGAGGAGCAGCAGGAGCAGCGCGUCGCAGUCCCAAGGAAACUGCAGCCAAUUCCGGUGGUCAAGCUGCGGUAAACAAGGCGGGCUUCUCGCCACGCGGCGAACCUUCGCGACGAGGACGCGGUGGCCUCUCCAGCGGAGGAGGAGGUGGCGCAGGAGGAUCCUCUUCCAACUAUCGUCGCCAACCCGUGGGCACCGGUGGCUCCGGCUCCGGAUCAGGUCGCAGUUAUGGUCGCCUCGGCUACGAGGAGUACGGCAAGCAGCGCACCUCCGAAUCGGAGGCGGACCUGGACAAGACCAAGCAGAACCAGCUGGCACUCAGCGCUGGACUGCACAAACCCAGCGGCAGCAGCAAGGAUGACAACAACAAGGAUUCUCAGCCGGCGCUGAGCGGCGAGGAGACGAAGGACAAGACUGCCCCGCUGGCACCGGCAGCAGAUGAGUUGCAGAAGGAGGCAGCGGGUCGCCUGCCACCUGGUCUCUCGCCAGUGGGCUCCACAUCGCCUGGAUCGGCGGCGGAGAAGAAGAAGGCGGGUGAAGGAUCCUCUUGUGCCGCUGUAGGUGGUGAAAAGAAGCUGCCCGCCAUCGGGGAGAAGACCUCGCUGGGCGCCGUGGGCUCUGGACCCUCCACCAAUCUCCUGCUAGACGCCGGUGCACCCGUCAACACGAUCAUCUUCGAGAACUCCACGUACAAGCAGCAGGCGGCGGCCGCUGCCGUGGUUCCCAAGCCCAGCGCCACCCUGACCACCGUGGACAGCCUGUCGAGUGCCCUCUCCCAGAUGAGUUUCGGGGGCAAGGCGACGGCGACGGGAGCAGGUGAGGAUCCGCAGGAAAUGAAACUGGGCUUCACCUUUGGCGAUGAUCCCACUGCUCCUUUGAAAGUGGUGGAUUCGAUUGAGAAGACGGCCAGCCAACAGCAGCAACAGCAGCAGCAACACUCGCAACAGCAACAGCAGCAGCAAAACAAUUCGACGGCGGAUCUCAACAUGAAGAUAGCCAGCGUGAAGAAGGUCUGGGAGUCGGCCACGCCCAUGUCGGAGCAGCAGCAGCAACAGCAGCAGCAGUCGCAGGUGCAGCAGCCGCAACAGCAGCAGCAACAGCAGCAGCAACAACAGCAACAGCAACAACAGCAGGUUGUGGGUCAGCAGCAGCAGGCGGGCGACGAUGGCAGUGGCCACAUGAGUGCCGCCUCCUUUGUGGCCGCCGUGGCCGCCUCGCAGCACCAGCAGCAGCACCAGCAGAUGCCCCACUACGCGGUGUCGGCGGUGCACAUGCAGCAGAGCCACCACCACCAGCAGCAGCAGCAGCAGCAGGCGGCGGCAGCGGUGGCGGCAGCGCAGGCGCAGCACCACCAGCAGCAGCAGGCGCAGCAUCACCAGCAGCACCACGCACUCUCCUCGCCGGGACCGGUGCCCGGUAAUCAUGGCCAUGGCUACGGACAUGGAUCGCCGUUCGACGCGGGUUCGUUGGAGCAGCAGUUCCAGCAGGAGGACUACCCCAGUCCCCAGCAGCAGCAGCAGCAACAGCAGGCGCAUCAGAAAACGAAGCAGCUGCAGCAACAGCAGCAUUUGGGCAUGUCUCCGCCGCCCAGUCAGCAGCAGCAGCAGCAGCAGCAACACUCGCAACAGCAACAGCAGGCGCACCAGCAACAGCAACCCCACCAACAGCCCUCUUUCUACCAGGCCUCACCACAGUUCGGAGUGGGCGGCAUUCCCACGAUCCCCAGCCCGCCGGCGGUGGUGUUCAACUCGUCGCAGAUGCCCCCGCCGCCGUCGCAGGGCGGCAAUCUGUACGCUCCAUUCCAUUCGCUCGAUCAUUCGAGCCGUUCGCCCGCCUACUCGGCGGCAGCGGCGGCCGCCCACAGCUUCCCGAAUCAUUAUGCGGCAGCAGCGGCGGCGGCGGCAGCGGCAGCCGCGGGCGGCGGUCCCUUCAACGUGAACGUAAAUGCCUACGCCACGCCCACACCGGACAUGUACUCCAAUCUCUCCUCGCAGUUUCGCCUGGGCGGCGGUCCGGGUCCCGGUCCCGGGCCCUUCGGGCAGCCCAGCUCGCAGCAGUUGAGCCAGGCGAGCAACCACGCCGCCGUGGCCAUCAUCUCGUCCAGCAGCAACUCCAUGAUGUCCUCGGGAGCGGCCAAGCCGCCGCCCAGCCAGCAGCAAAUCGGGGCCAUAGGCUCCAAGUCGGCGGGUAGUGGAGGAGGAGGUCCAGGUGGACCAGGAGGACCCGGUCCCGGUCCCUAUGCCACCACCCAGCAGUACAUGAAUCUUUAUGCGGGCCCACCGCCGCCACAGCAUCCGGGGCAGGGCGGUCCGCCGCCCGGAGCCCAUCAGCUGCAGUCGAACAGCUACUACUCGAAUUCGGCGCCCGGCGGACCGAGCGGACCGCAGUUCUAUGGCGGACCGCCGCCGCCGCCGCAGGGAAAUGGCGGGGCGCAGAGCUAUGGCCUGUAUGGCGGCCAUCAGGGCGGACCGCCCGGAUCAAAUGGACCGCCGGGACCGCCGCAGUCGCAGCACACAAUGGGCACCUUUAAUACGCAGUUUAUGAACUCGCAGCUGCUCACGGCAGCGAGCAUUAAUCAGUACCGCGGCGGACCGACGCCCGGAGCGGCCUAUCUGAAGGGCAGCCAGGCGCAGGCGCACAUGCAGGAUUCGAUGGGACGUCAGCUGAAGAGUCCUUUGAGCGCUGACAUGAGUCUCGGUUUGGCCAAGCAGGUGCAGUCGCAGCCCAGUCCCCCGCACCACAAGAACUACGGAGCGUGGGACCUGCAGAACCAGGUGCUGCAGCAGCAGCAGCAAUCUCAGCAGCAACAGCAGCAGCAGCAACAGCGACAGGGCGGCGGCGGCGGCAACGGGCCGAACAUGAACGCCCUGGGCGGCCGUGGCAGCGGUGCUGUGGGCAGCGUGGGCAGCGGCAACGGCGGCGGAGGCGGUGGCUCCCAGGUGGGCGGCAAUGGCGGUGGCAACGGCGUCGGCAGCGUGGGCCAAAGCGGAGGCGGCGGCCAGGGACGCUAUCCCACGCCCAUUCAGCGACCCAACAAUUACCCGCAGCAUCCGCAGCAACAGCAGCAGCAACAACAGCAACAGCAGCAGCAACAGCAGAGGGAACAGGCGGCAGCAGUGGCGGCGGCAGCUCAGCGGGCCCAGAAUAUGCGCCAGGUGACCGGAGGCGGCGGGGGCGUGGCCGGAAGUGCCGGCGGCGGUGGCAGCAACACACCUGUUGGUCCGCCCGGCGGCAAUAAUGGAGGAAAUCCAGGUCCAGGCGGAGCGGGCGGCGGCGGAGGAGCGGGCGGAGCGGCGGGCUCGGGUCCGGGAAAGCCCUACUAUGCGAAUAAUGCCUCCGGAGCCGGCGGAGCGGGCAACCGGGGUGAGUGGCAUGCGAACUGAGCGCCAGGUGGUCACCCAGAAGAGCCCCGCAAGGAAAACACAGCGAUGGAAAAGAAUAGCGGAGGAGGAGAAGCAGCAGGAGGAUCAGCAGGAGAGGAGUAGCCCAUCCAAACCGAGAACAUAACACGUAAAAAUCAGAGAAAGUCAGAAAGUCAGCAAGGAGUUAAACUAGAAAAGUGGAAUAUAAACAAGCAAAGCAGCCUAGACAAAACAGCAUCCAAUCUUCAAGAGGAGAUCGGGUUAAUGUGAUGUGAUGUGAGUAGGCAAGUGAGCUAUUGGGGGAUUCCCCGUCACAACCGAAAAAAAAUGGCAUAAUGGCAACUCAGCUAAAUCAGCGAAAUCAGAAGAAAGUAAUCGCAAAUCGAAAAGUGAAAGUGAGGAGACGAAAGGUUCAACAGGAAACGAGUAAGGAAUACCUAAAUUGCAAGAAGAAAUAUUUAAAAAAGAAACACACCACACCACACCACAUACCACCACACACACACACACAUGCAUACAUUUACAUAUACAUACAUACAUACAAAAUAGCAGAGUGUAUUUUUUGUCAAACAAAUUUACAUAAUAAUAUAUUACUUUUAUAUACUUAUGAUUUUUUGUAGUAGAUUCUUUUCUCCUUUAAACAAAACAAAAACAAGAAAAAAAACAAAACAAAACAAACAAAAAACAAAAUGAACCUUUGGCACUGCGUAUGCUUUAAUUUCUUUAUAUAUACAUAUUGUUUAAUUUUUUUGCAACCAACAAAAAAUCAACUAAUAAUUCUAAUUUAUGAUUAUGCUACAAUAUACAUUAUAUAUACCAUCUAUCUAUCUA